GGGACUUAUGGGAUUGCAAUGGCGAACCGGACAGUGAAAGAUGCGCACAGCAUCCACGGGACCAAUCCGCAAUAUCUGAUUGAAAAAAUCAUUCGUACCCGCAUCUACGAGUCCAAGUAUUGGAAGGAAGAAUGUUUCGGGCUUACAGCGGAAUUGGUUGUGGACAAAGCGAUGGAACUGAAAUAUAUUGGCGGUGUUUAUGGUGGGAAUAUUAAGCCUUCCCCGUUCCUUUGCCUGACUCUCAAGAUGCUCCAGAUUCAGCCUGAAAAAGAUAUAAUUGUUGAAUUUAUAAAGAAUGAAGAUUUCAAAUAUGUCCGAUUGUUGGGUGCACUGUACAUGCGGCUAACAGGCUCUGCUAUUGAUUGUUAUAAAUAUCUGGAACCGCUUUAUAAUGACUAUAGGAAAGUGAAGAGACAAAGAAGGGAUGGAGAGUUUGAACUAAUUCAUGUUGAUGAAUUUAUGGACGAGUUACUCCACGAAGAACGAGUUUGUGAUAUCAUUUUGCCCAGGCUUCAGAAACGUUAUGUGUUGGAAGAAGCAGAGAUGCUGGAUACAAGAGUCAGUGCACUCGAGGAAGAUAUGGAUGAUGUAGACACAAGUGAAGAUGAGGAUGAGGAUGACAAGGGUGACAGAAUGCCAACACCAGAGCCUCCACGAAGAGGUUACCGAGAUCUUGACAGGCCUCGUAGGUCUCCCUCUCCGCGGUACAGGAGAAGCCGAAGCAAAACACCAAGGCGGCGCAGUAGGUCUCCCAAAAGAAGAAGCCCAUCACCACGUCGUGAAAGGCAUCGCAGCAAAAGUCCUAGACGUCAUCGCAGUCGAUCCAGAGAUCGGCGUCACAGAUCAAGAUCCAAGUCUCCAGGUCAUCACAGAAGCCACAGACACAGGAGUCAUUCCAAAACACCUGAAAGAUCGAAGAAGAGUCACAGGAAGAGUCGCCGAGGAAAUGAAUGAAGGUUCCACAAGAUCACAAAUAUGCACUUCAAGUGCAUCUCAAGACUUGUCUGUAGAUAAAACUGCAAUGUUAACAAUUUUUUGUCUUUGGUGUUAAUAUGUUAUUUGCAAAAAUUCCAUUUGACCUAAGAAUGCUAUGGUGAAACUUUUCUAACAUUUUUGGAAGAGGCAGAAUAUUCACAGUUCGGAUUUUUGUGAAUAGUAGGAAUGUUGAGUACUUUUUUACGUGACUUUAAUGAUUUUUAUUACUGUUAACUUUGAUAAGAUCUUUUGGUUGUGAAAUGAGCAAAUUCUUUUUUUUAAGCUGAUGUUUGGAAAAUGACAACUGAGACAACGAUUAUGCAAAAAUUCACUUAAGACAUGACUGAAUCUUUGAUAGUUCACAGUCAAAGUUCACAGCUUUAAGAAGUAAAAACCAAUACUAUGGAAAACAUUAAUAUCAUAAUUAUAUUGUACAACUAAAGCACAUAAGCAUUUGUGUGUACAAAUUGGCUAGCCACAGAAUGUUUUGUCCUUAAUGGCAAAAUACAAAUUAACAAUUUUAAAAGGAGUCUUUGUGUGUUUAUUAAAACUUUACAAAUAGACAAGUUAAACUGGAGUAUCAAUGUUAAUUAUGUAUUUGAAUCUGACAGUUUUCAGACAAGUAGUGAAAAAGUCAAAUAGAAAGAGCUUAGCUGAUCUAGGAAGCUGUAUCAUGCAUUCUGGUUCCAACCCACCAGGAGCUGUGAGACAGGGUAAACAAGCCUGUUUAAAAAUCUAGACCAUUCUUGGGGGAAAAACAACUUCCGGGAAAUUCCUGUCCUAGAGAGAGAGAUUCCCAUCAUGACUUGUACCAACUUUUUGUGUUCAUACGGUCACAAUGCCUCAGAUGUUUUCCUUUUUUUCAAUUAAGUUGUUUACUUAUUUAUCCUUGAAAUGCAGGUUCUAUUUCUAGUAUUUACUCUUCAUGAUUAUCCAUACAUUAGUGCCUGUCCCUUUAUAAACUGAUUCUCAGGAAGUGCUACAAAUAAAAAUAUUGUAAAACAUAUCAGACUUCAUGAAGAAUUUAUCCGCUAUUUAAAUUGCAAGUAAAUUUAUCAAAUUGCUAUUUUCCCGUCAAAAAUUGGUAGAAUGAUUUGAGAGGAGACUUCUCGGAAGAAUAGGUUAUGAUAACUAUGUAACAUCAAUACCUAUUUAGUUUGGCGUUUAGUAGAUCAGAACCAUAGAUUUAAACACAAUCCAAGUAUUGAGUGACCUCAACCAAGCCUGUAUUUGUCAGCUUUCAUUCAGUGAUAGCACAUUUGUCUAGAUUUCAAAUGUUUGGAUACUUGGAACAUAAUAUAAGCCUGUAGUAAAGAAUGGUUGGAUGUUAAAAUAAAAUUGUUGUGCAUCUAUUUAAAAAGAGAUUUUGUUUUGGUUCUCUGGACAAUGUUGCAUUCAACCAACAUCACUAAAGGAAUAAUUUUUUUCAUUGUGGAUAUCAACUGGUGAAUUUUUUUUGUUUAGAAAUAUCUACACAAUUGGCAUUUAAUCUGUAUAUUAAAGGUUGAGGUUAGAAAAAAGAUGCAUCAUUAGAC
Messenger RNA from Hypanus sabinus (Atlantic stingray), 2510 nucleotides. RefSeq names its product pre-mRNA processing factor 38A (gene prpf38a). The coding region runs from base 19 to 954 and encodes 311 amino acids. Gene Ontology annotation, cellular component: precatalytic spliceosome. The transcript has 10 exons. Lineage: Eukaryota; Metazoa; Chordata; Chondrichthyes; Myliobatiformes; Dasyatidae. The record is from RefSeq and is a predicted model, not a curated record.